This is a messenger RNA of Lycium ferocissimum, 2087 nucleotides long. RefSeq names its product homeobox-leucine zipper protein ATHB-6-like. Gene Ontology annotation, cellular component: nucleus. Gene Ontology annotation, molecular function: DNA-binding transcription factor activity, RNA polymerase II-specific; sequence-specific DNA binding. Gene Ontology annotation, biological process: positive regulation of DNA-templated transcription. Lineage: Eukaryota; Viridiplantae; Streptophyta; Magnoliopsida; Solanales; Solanaceae. The record is from RefSeq and is a predicted model, not a curated record. The transcript is spliced from 3 exons. The coding region runs from base 577 to 1605 and encodes 342 amino acids.
CAAAUGGUCAGUUGGUUUUUUCUGAUCUGAAUUUUUUAACUCUCCCAAAAAAUUUCUUUCUUCUUAUUCCUCCCAAAAAAAUUUCCUUUUGUAGAUGACCCAAUCUUUAGACUUAAAACAUUAAUGAGUGUUUCAAGAUUUGAUUUUUAGUUAAUGAUGUAAAUGGGAAAGAGUUUAUAACUUAGCCUAUUUUGUCUUUCAAUUUCUAACCUCUCUUAGAUUCUUGAUAUUUUGGCCAUUCUUGAUGGGUUGUCCGGUUGAGGAAGUAUAUAAAAAGGAUAAAAAUGAAGGUUUGGUUACUAGAGAAAAAAAGGGUUUGCACAAAAUCAAUACUUUCACUCAAAACACUUCCAUUUUGGUUGGUUUUAGUAGUGAAAGUUUCUGUUCUCAUGUCUUCUUCUUAUAAGUAAGAAAAAAAGGACAAUAACACAAAAUUAAGCUUCUUCAUUCUCAUCCUUUUUGCAGCUUUGUUUCUCAGUUUCUGUGUAAAUAAGCUUAAGAAUUCAAGAACAUAACCUUUAAAAGGUGAACUUUGAUCCAAAAAAAAAGAAACAAAUUUGGAUCAUCAAAUCAAUUAUGAAAAGACUUGGUAGCUCUGAUUCUUUGGGUGCGUUGAUGUCCAUGUGUCCAAGUACUACAGAUGAGCAAAACCAUGUGUACUCAACAAGGGACUUUCAGUCAAUGUUAGAAGGAUUAGAUGAAGAAGGGUGUGUGGAAGAAGGAUUUUCAGGCCAAAAGAAAAGGAGAUUAAGUGUAGAACAAGUGAAAGCCUUAGAGAAGAAUUUUGAAGUUGAGAACAAACUUGAACCUGAGAGGAAAGUUAAAUUAGCUCAAGAACUUGGCUUACAGCCUAGACAAGUUGCUGUUUGGUUCCAAAACAGACGUGCUCGUUGGAAGACUAAGCAACUUGAAAGAGAUUACAAUAUUCUUAAAGCUAAUUUUGAUUCCCUCAAACACAACUAUGAAUCUCUCAAACAUGACAAUGAAGCUCUCAUCAAAGAGAUUCAUGAGCUGAAAUCAAAUGGAGAAAGCAGAGGUGGUGUUGCAGUAGUGAAAGAGGAAGCUAUGGAAUCUGAAAGUGAUGACAACAAAGUGAUUGAACAAAGCAAAAAGCCAAAUGAUGACAUCAACAGCAACAAUAAUAAUCUUCUUGAAGAUGAUGAUGAUGAUGAUGAGGCUGAUAUCAACUUUAAUAGUACUGUUGCAUCCACCAUUUUUGGUGAUUUUAACAAAGAUGGAUCCUCAGAUAGUGACUCAAGUGCAAUCUUGAAUGAAGAUAGUAGUCCAAAUGCUGCAAUUUCUUCAUCUGGUGCUUUCUUGAUUUCAAAUAAUGAUGGUGGAAAUGGAAAUGUAGGAUCUUCUUUAUCCUCAUCUUCAUUGAAGUUUUGCUUCCAAUUCACUGGAUCAAGUUCAAAAUCAAUUCUUGGAGAUGCUCAGAAAGCUGCUAAUUGUUGUUAUUAUCAGCCAACAACACAGUAUAAUGUGAAGAUGGAGGAGCAUAAUUUCUUCAAUGGUGAAGAGUCUUGCAGUGAUCUUUUCUCAGAUGAACAACCUCCCACACUUCAAUGGUACUGCCCUGAGGAUUGGAAUUUUAAAGACUCCUAAAUUCCAUCUUUUUUUCACUACUUCAGAAGAAGAAUAAAGGAAGGAAAUUGCCAAAUUUUGUACAGUGGUUUAAAAAAAAUGGCCUAAUGGGUAAUAUCAGAGAAAAGCUGAGUUGGAUUUUGCCCAAGUUGGGGUUUGGAGGGGGGGGGGGUAGGGAGGGGGUGGUUCAGGUGGGGUGGUAGGGGUGAGGAAGAAGGAAAUGUGUGGGUUGGGGUAAAAGGCUGUGGCUUUUGCAGGGAUGAUUAGGUAGUAAUUGAGGUCUUCACAAAGAUCUGAUCUUUUUUACUGUUGAGAUAAGGUGAAAUAAACUAAGUAAAAAAGGGAGAAGAAGGGUUCAAGAAAAUGAUGAUGAGAAAAAACUUCAUGUAAUGGCAAAUAAAAGUUGCUAAAAGUAUAACCAUGCAUUCUAUAUUUGAAUGGUAUUAUAGCUCUUUCCAUGCAUGAAGGGAAAAUGAAAAUUCAUUAAUGAGUUUUAAGUUUUA